UCACAAAAGCCUGCACCAGCUGAGAAGGCUUCUUCAUUGAUUGACAGCCUUCCAGGUAACUCCGUCGUCUCAAAAACUGGUUCUGUCGUUCUCGGUACCGGUUUGACUGCAGCAGCAAUCUCACAAGAGUUAUACGUUGUCAACGAGGAGUCUAUUUUGGCCAUUGGUUCCCUCAUCUUGUUCGCUUACAUCGCUAAGAUCGCCCGCGAACCAUACAACAGCUGGGCAUCUUCACAAAUUGAGAAAAUGAAGAACGUUCUCAAUGCUUCACGCACCCAACACACUGAAGCUGUUCAAUCACGUAUUAACAACGUCGGUGAAUUGAAGGACGUCGUUAACCUCACAAAAUCACUCUUCGCUUUAUCAAAGGAAACCGCCCAAACUGAAUCAAAGGUUUACGAGCUCACCCAACAAAACGCCGUCAACGCUGAGGUCAAGUCUGUCCUCGACUCAUGGGUUCGUUUUGAAGCUCAAGAGAGAGAAUCCGAACAAGCUCAACUCACUCAAACCGUUAUUAACAACAUUAACAAGCAAAUCUCUGAUGAGAAGUUCCAAAAGGAUACUCUCACCCAAGCCGUAGCUGAAAUUGAGCAACUCGUCAAAGAUAAGAAAAUCUAG
Messenger RNA from Wallemia mellicola CBS 633.66, 618 nucleotides. RefSeq lists its product as hypothetical. Gene Ontology annotation, molecular function: proton transmembrane transporter activity. Lineage: Eukaryota; Fungi; Basidiomycota; Wallemiomycetes; Wallemiales; Wallemiaceae. The transcript has a single exon. Gene Ontology annotation, biological process: proton motive force-driven ATP synthesis. The record is from RefSeq and is a predicted model, not a curated record. The annotation marks the transcript as partial.